Messenger RNA from Macrosiphum euphorbiae (potato aphid), 357 nucleotides. NCBI's taxonomy places the organism in Eukaryota, Metazoa, Arthropoda, Insecta, Hemiptera, Aphididae. The record is from the annotation of a GenBank genome assembly.
AUGCUAGUACGUUAUUGUGUGUGUUUACUGUUUUUUUAUUUUAUAAUAAUGGAGUUCAUAAAGAGUGAAAAAGGCAAAGAUAAAUUAAUUUAUAACGGUUAUAUGUAUACUUUUGAAAAAUUUGGAACCGAAGAAAAGUCAAUAUGGAAAUGUGAUCAAUAUAAAAAAAUGAAAUGUAAAGGUCGCAUUCAUUCUCUUAAUAAUGAAAUACUUAAAGAAAUACAACACAAUCAUGUACAAGAUUCUGGAAAUAUUGAAGCUGCCAAAGCCGUUAAUUUGAUCAAAAAUAUGGCUACGCAAAAUGUGGAUUUGAGUACUCGCGCUGUAAUUAGCUCAGCUUCGACAUCUGUAAGUUAA